This is a messenger RNA of Cyclocybe aegerita, 549 nucleotides long. NCBI's taxonomy places the organism in Eukaryota, Fungi, Basidiomycota, Agaricomycetes, Agaricales, Hemipholiotaceae. The record is from the annotation of a GenBank genome assembly.
AUGUUAGCAAGAUAUAGAGGCAUUGAUAACGAUGCCAGCAGCUGGCUACGGUGGUUUUCUACUAGCUAUAAGACAGGGGCUCAGACUCGUGCGCUGGACUGGCUGAGUUUCAAAUUCGGACUCCAACAUCCUGCAAUCAACCACUCACUCGCGUCGGAAUGUCCUGGACUCUCCACCUUUUCCCCGAAAUGUAUGGCACUGAAGAAAAACCAGGCGUCUACCGUCGGCCACGCCAUACUGGAGAAAUGGAUGGGCUCCGAAAUGGAGAGAAAGUAUGAAGAGAGACACGGAUUCUCUUUCCGUCCGCCGCUUACUGGGGUCAAUGAUCAGUACCUUCUGGUACGCUUCAUGUGCAACCUCACGCAAGAGGCCAUUGAGAAGGUUAUCAAGGACACAGAGCUUUGGGAUGAUGUUCGGGAACUCUUUGGAAAAGCUGAGGAUAUUAUGGACAAACCACCAAUGUGGUUCAGGGUUGGCCUGCGCGCAAACCCAGAAGAUAAUUUCCAAUACACCAUCGACAAGUCCUUUACUUCCCUCUGGGACAUUUAA